Molecule: messenger RNA, 1230 nt
Organism: Eruca vesicaria subsp. sativa (arugula)
Lineage: Eukaryota; Viridiplantae; Streptophyta; Magnoliopsida; Brassicales; Brassicaceae
Source: the annotation of a GenBank genome assembly
AAAAUAUCGCAAAACCCUAACACACAAACGAAAGUCUCUUUCCUUCCUCCUCCACUCUCUCAAAUUCCAAACACGAGAAGACAUGGACAUGGAGACUGACCAAAUCUACCAGAUCGAUGUCGGAAAUCUUCUCGCUUUCAAUCCAAACCACCGUUUCCCUUCUGCCCCUUCUUCAAGAGAGGAGCUUGUGAAGGAAUGUGUUACAGAGGGAACAAAGCUGGUUCAGGCGAUAGCUGAUACUCUUUUCAACUUUCCUUCUACUGAAACUAAUGAUGGCCCUCUUGUUCAGUUGCCUCCUCCUACAACUAAACUUCCGAGAGAGAAGCAUCUUCCAAGGCCUAAGCCUCCUACAAAGUGGGAAGAGUUUGCUCUCAAGAAAGGUAUACAAAAGCGGAAGAAGGACAAGAUUGUAUACGACGAAACAACUGAUAAGUUUAAGCGUCGCCAUGGUUACGACCGUGUUAACGAUGAUAAUGAUAUUCCCAUUAUUGAAGCAAAGGCAUCAGAUGAGCCAGGUGAAGAUCCUUUUGCCAAGAGACUGGAUGAUAAAAAGAAGAGAGUUGGUAAGCAAGAAAAGAACCGACUACAGAAUCUCAAGACAGCUGCUAAAGCUGGUGCUUUACCAAGCCAUGUCCAACUAGCUGUAACCGCAUUGCCCAUAUCAGGCACCAAAACUCAGCCACAGAAACUUGGAAAAGAGGCACUUGGAGAUGUAGCAGGUUUAGCCGCUACUUCAACAGCUAGUGGUGGAAAAUUCGAUAAAAAGUUGCCUGGAGAGAAGCCUCCUAAGAAGCAAGGCAAACAUCACAAGUAUUUACCAGUUUUACCACGCUAUGGAGAGGUGGAUGAGGAAAAGGAACAGACUAAUAAAGUACUUAGCAAGUUAUUGUCAAAGCAUUCACAUGAGAUCCUCAAUGUUGGAAAGGCGAUAGACAUGUACAAUGACAAGAAGGAGAAAAAGAAGUCUGGAAGAUCAGACAAGUUGAAAGCUAAGAAAGACAUCACCAAAAAGAAGCCUUAUGCCAACAAAGCUAAGUGAAGAGACACUCUCCACCUUGUUUUACUUGUCGCUUAUCUCAUAACAACAAAAAGUCUCUACAAAUUUUGUGUUUUGUAUCUGUUAAGGGGAAUACUCUUUCUAUUUAUGUUACAUUUAAAUCUUUCUAAACAACACAGAUCUAGAAGAGCAAUCUUUCACACUAUGAAACUGCGAUCUCAGGUCUAAAUGCC